CCCCGCCCCUCUCUUCCCACUGGCCUUUUCCCCCCUCGCAGCUCAAACUCCCGCUCACGCGCUCAGUUCCUCGGCUCUCCGGGAGAAAAGUGUCGCGCGGUUCCUCGGAAUAAAGUCUGGAAACAUGGGGGAAGCCCGGACUCCGGCGCGGAUGUUUUUGUGGAGCAUGGCGGCGGUGUAUUUGUUCGCGUUUGCAUCCAUAUACAUCCAGAUACCAGGUCUGUAUGGGGAUGAGGGCGUAGUGCCUGUGCGUCUCUCGAUGCCCCGUGUGCAGAGUCCUCUGCUGGAGCAGCUGCAGGCCGCCCCGUCCCUUCUCUGGCUGGGUCCCACCCUGGGCCUCGGGCCCCAGCAAUGCCUGGAAAUCAUCUGCCUGCUGGGGGUUCUGCUGAGUCUGGGAGCUGUGCUGAUAGGAGCACUCAGAGACAGCGUGGUCUACCUCUGCCUCUGGGCUCUUUAUCUUUCCCUCUACACUGUUGGGGGAGACUUUCUUCAUUCUGAAUGGGACAGUCUGCUUUUGGAGGCGGGGUUUCUGGCCGUCCUGGUAGCCCCCCUCGGCCUCCUCCGAAGAUCCUCCAGCGCGGCACAUCACGAUUCUGUCACCUUCUGGUUGACCCGCUGGCUUCUGUUUAGGCUGGUGUUUUCUACUGGCGUGAGCAAGCUGGCCAGUGGAGACCCGUCCUGGUGGGACCUCACAGCGCUGAGUCGGCAUUUUGAGACUCAAGCUAGUCCCACCCCUCUGGCCUGGUACGCCCACCAGCUCCCUGAUUGGCUGUCGAGGCUUGGUGCAGUUUGCAUAAUGGCAGAGGAGAUUGCCGUUCCCCUGCUGAUGUUCUUCGCUCCAAUUCGCGGUUUGAGAAUCUCUGCGUUUUAUAUCCAGGUGUCUCACCAGCUGUGCCUCAUGCUUCUGGGUGGUUCCAGCCUGUUGCACUUGCUGACCAUUGCUUUAAGCUUUUCUCUGUUGGAUGAUGAGCAGUUCAACAUCCACAAGAAAAAGACCAAGACAAAGACUUGGGGCCAGUUUUUGGGCUCAUUUCUGAUUUUGCUGGUGAAGCUGGCCGUCUACGCUCUUAUUGUAGUUGGUGCCAUAAUUCUUUUCAAACUGGAGAUCAACUGGGAAAAGAAGACUGUGACCUCUAAAACAGACUUCAGUCACAAGGCCUUUGAUAAUUUUCUGAGCCAGAUUCAGACUCCGACCAUUUGGGUGGGAGUGCUCUCCCUGACGUGGGAAGUGGUAGCUGCUGUGCUCAAAUGUGUGUGUGCCCGAGGCAUUCUGAACAAGCUCCUGGCUCUCAUUCAGUGGGCCAUCUUUACUGCUGCUGCUGUGGGGGUGUUCACACUCAGUCUAGUUCCAUACACGGCUAUGGCAGGAUUGUCUGGCAAAAUCUUACCCGGAGUGAGAAAGGCUUUCAGCACAGUGGAGAAUUAUCAGCUGGUUGGAGCGUAUGGCAUCCAGCACAGAAUGGUUCCUCCUGCAGGACGGCCUGAGAUCAUCAUUGAAGGCAGCACAGAUAAGAAGUCCUGGACGGAACUGAGCUUUAUGUAUAAGCCGGACAGUUUGACCAAGAUUCCUCCGGUUGUUGGGCCCCACCAGCCUCGGCUAGACUGGCUUCUGUGGGAGGCUGCUCGUGGGGAGCACGACCAGAACCCCUGGUUUACGGGCUUAGUUAACAGUCUACUGGAGGGCAAAGCUGACGUGGUGAAUCUGCUGCAGGUGGAUGAAGCUCAGUACCCCUUCAGCCAAACUCCUCCCACUUUCAUUAGAGCGAGAGUUUACCACUAUCACUUCACCCAGACCGCUGAGGAUGGGACUCAUCCGCAGGCCUGGUGGAAGAGGCAGUAUGUGAGGGAGUUCUUUCCUGUAGUGCAGUUGGGAGACCAGACACUUGAGGGGCUGCUGAAAGAGGCUGGACUGAAGGAGAAAUUCCCAGUCCAGCCAAUUUCAGACUCGCCUGUAACCCAGGCCCUGAGUGUGCUGCGGGGGCAGGUGAGGGGAAUUUGUGGCCCUCUGGUGCUUUUAACCCUGUUUGCCACUGUGGCCACCAUCCUCCUCCUGAAAUCCCUCUUCUCUCGGACCCACACCUCUAAAGGACCAAAGCCUAGACCGUCCUCCUCUGAGCACAAGAGUAAGAAACCUAAAGAGGCUCCUGAAGCCUCUGAGAAAAACCGUCCUGCUCCCAGUCGAGGGGGGAAGAAGGAUCACUCCGAAGAGAGAAAGCUGGACUCGUCGGACAGAAGCCCCCGCAAGAGAAAGUGAGCUCCAGCUGCCACAAUCCACCACUCUCUCUUUCUCAGGAAAAAGAAGGCAUGAGGGAAGAUCUUGCUCUUGUGUAUUUGUUUAUCUAAUGCCACAGUUGCCAUCCGGUUUCUGCAUUCAUUAAAAUUAUGUUCCUAUUGUCCUGUUUGUGAUCAUCAAGGUGUUACUUUUGUCUGCAUCUUUACAACAUACUUUCUCUCUCUGUCCGUCAGAUUAGAUCUGUUUCUCAGUGAUCAAAUGUGCUAAGGGUCUUAAAUAAUAAUUGCUCAUCAUCUUUGGAUAACUGUUACAUGUUUUUGUAAUGAUUCAGAGAAUAGAUCAUGUCCUUUAACCCUGUUUAUCUGACUGUAAGUCACAAGUAACUGCAAAAAUAGCUUGAAAUCAAGUGUUACUUUUGUAAAAGCACUUUUUUCCUCAAAUGUUUUGUGUAACAAUUGUCCCAUAAAUGAAUGAACGAUGUUGAGAUGUAUAAUUUUGUCCCACAUUGUAAACGGUUGACAACUAUAAAAGUGUGAUUUCAUAA
This is a messenger RNA of Astyanax mexicanus (Mexican tetra), 2777 nucleotides long. RefSeq names its product lipase maturation factor 2b (gene lmf2b). Gene Ontology annotation, cellular component: endoplasmic reticulum membrane. Bases 125 to 2254 code for a protein of 709 amino acids. NCBI's taxonomy places the organism in Eukaryota, Metazoa, Chordata, Actinopteri, Characiformes, Acestrorhamphidae. The transcript is spliced from 14 exons. Gene Ontology annotation, biological process: protein maturation. The record is from RefSeq and is a predicted model, not a curated record.